This is a messenger RNA of Mirounga angustirostris (Northern elephant seal), 7792 nucleotides long. RefSeq names its product axonemal dynein light chain domain containing 1 (gene AXDND1). The transcript is spliced from 25 exons. The record is from RefSeq and is a predicted model, not a curated record. The coding region runs from base 649 to 3771 and encodes 1040 amino acids. Lineage: Eukaryota; Metazoa; Chordata; Mammalia; Carnivora; Phocidae.
UUGUUCUCUAUUGCUGCUGAACCUAUGCAGUGGUGAAAAACCACCGCAUCCCUGGGUGUUGGGAGUCUUUAGCAGUCGCCCUCCUCCGCCGGCACCGCUGAAGACAGCCCCCAGUGAGGGCGGCCAAAGCUCGGGGUCCUGGGUUUCCAUGACGACACGCAGGCGCUCCGGAAAAGGGCGAGGCGACCAGCUGCUGGCGGGAAACACAAUUUACCGGUAGCAGUUGUGUCUGUUUCCCAUCACUUCUGAGGCGGACCGGCGCCCACGCUGCCCUGCCCCGACUCCGCGGAGCUGCUGUGCCCCAGGGCGCUGCGUGCGGGCGAGGCCUCGGCCCCGAGCUCCCCGUCUGGAGCCGGGGACCCCCUCCGGGUGGGGCCGGCGGUCGGUGGGGGGCCCGAGCAGGCUUCUCAGUCGCGUCAGGUGACCUGAGAGAACACAGAAGGCUCCCCAAAGAAGGAAAACCGAAGCUAGAUGGAUUAUAAACUCUGAUCCUAACAUAAGCCCCAAAUGGAUCUCUCUCUCUUUUUUGCCUGCAGGACAGUGUGGCGGCACGGCCAGACCCCAGUACGCCGCUGGUUUGUUUCUAAGAUAGCUUUCUGGAGCGAUAUUUCAAAUUACUAAAGCGAGUGGUAGGAGGCCUUGACUGUUAUGUCUCUUCCGAAAACGCCCUCCACAUUGCUGACCUCCUUGUCAACACCUGAGGGCAAGAAAUUAAGAGUCUCUGCAUCCAAGGAGGAGACAGUACUUCCUGAACUAAAGGAGAAAAAAAAUAUGGUGGAUCGUUCAAAACCCCUUCCUACAUCCCUUCAGAAUGAGUUCAUCCCUGAGGAAGUUCUUCUUUCUCUGACCUAUGCAGCCAAUGCUGGUCCUUGUCCUGAAAACUUACUGCCCCCUAAGAAAACUAAAACCCCAAAGGGUACACUUCUGCGUCCGGCUGACCAAGUCUGGUAUCACCCUGUCAGAAGAAAUAAGUUCAAAUACCUGAUUGACCAUCCUGUUUCCUUAACUGGUGCUGGAAGGGAUAUUUCUUUUCUGUACGAUGUUAAAUAUGUUAAAGGAGAGGCCAGGGAGAGUUCGCUUUGUCCCCCAUGUUUGGAACGUUCAUUACAGUCACAUGAUGGUGUCAUUGUGCCUCAUAAGCCAAAGAAACUAACAGAUACUUUGCUUCCUGAAGAAUUUCAUAUUGUGUCAAAUACAGGAGUUUCAGGUUUGGAGUGUUAUGAUGACAAAUAUACUACUCUCCUCACAGAUAGUGAAAACAGGCUAUUGCUCUUCCCAUCCAUGAAACCUAAUAAAAGAGUAGAAGUGGUCCAGCUGAAUGAUGUGAUGGAUGCUAUGCUAGAGAGGGCUGGUGUGGAAAAUCAGGAAUAUACAGGGCCAACCAAGAUGCACAAACUACUACAUGUAUUGAGGAAGGAACAGACCAUUUACAAUACAGUAUUUCAUGAACUUAUUCGACAAGUCAGUGUGGAUUGUGCAGAUAGAGGAGAACUACUGUCCAAAAUCAGAGAACGGUAUGUACAAAUGCUUGACCAAAUUGCCCGGCAGAUGAUUGAUUUCUACAAAGACUUGGUAACUCAGCGAAUGAUGGACCAGCGCAUUUUAGAAGAACUGUACAAUUUUAAGAAUGUUAUUGAAGAACUGACCAGGGAGCUGUGUCUGGUUCGGGCUCAUGAUAUGAAAUUAACAAAGGAAGCAGAGAAAGCCCACAAGGAUUUGGCACAAGCUCUUUUAGAUGCUGAAAAGAAUGCUAGGAUUGUAGAAGAAUACCAUGACUUAUACACAUUGCAAAGAGGAAGGAUGGAGAGUGAUAUUAAACAGUUAAUGGCAGAAAGAGAUCUCUGGAGCUCAGCCACAUAUGAAUUGGCCCUAAAGGUAAUUGAAAAAAAUAGAGUCAUAUUGGCUAAAAGACUUUACCUCAAUGAAAAAGGUUGGAAUAAAUAUGCUAAGCAUUUCAUCAUACUGCUGUCAACCAAGGACACUGCAGACCUUGCACUAUUGCAGAAGUUGACACAGAAAUGGAGAAGCUCAAUGAAUAGAUUUAAAAAGGAAGUGGAACAAAAUGAAGAGUCUACAAGGGAGAAAUUACAAACUGUUAAGGAUGGUCUUAUCACAUGGCAGGAGUUCUUCAGAAAUGAUGGAAAAGACAUUUCAUCUCCUAGUAAAGAAAACAUAUUCGAAUCCAUUAUUUCAGAUUUCAAGCAGUGGCAAAAGAUGUUGAAUGAAGAUAAAGACAAGUAUACUGGGGAUUUUCUAGUGUCAAAGUAUGAUUCUCUCAAGAUUAUUAAACAUUUACAAGAAAACUGGACAGAUGUUGGGUUUGGGAUAUUGAAUCGCCAUAAAAGUAUGGAGGGGGAGAUGCCACCAGAGCAAGAGCACAUGAAGGAAAUUGUGAAAACCAUAGGAAGACUCUACAAAGAAUUUGAAAUAAGAAUAAAUGGGGAUAAUGGUAUCUCUAAAAUUAUUCCAAGUUUGGUUAGUUCUCUAGAAUUCUGUUCUUUCAAGUUGGCAAAUGUCCUGGAGUUUCCUGAAAUGCUUCAUGAAGAAUGGGAAGGAGUUAAUGAAAAAGUUAAUGAAAUGAAAUCUCAGUUGGAUGCAUCAAUAAACAUUAUUGGUACCGUUCCUCAGUAUAUGGAUGUGGAUUCUGGCCCGGUACUCCAAGCACAAAUAUUUAACAUGAUUCAACAGUGGCUUUUGAAGAUAAGCAAUGAGAUUAACAAUGGUAACAUUGAACUUCAGCGCCAUAUGGAUGAAUUGCAUAUAUCUAUGAUCCAGUGGAUGGUAAGCUUGCUGAUUUUAAUGGUACCUGACUGUACUGACCAAAACACUCUCCCAAAUUUGAGGAAAGAAAGUGCUGAGAAACAUGAUCUAGGAGUUGCAAAGUUAGAGCUAGAUGCGAUUGCACUGGCCAGAAAGUUGGCGCAAUAUUCCAGCUAUUUGAGCAGUUGUUGCAAAGGGCUGGUAACAGCUAUGGCUCUGAAUAAGGCAGGUCACUUAGAAAAAAAUCCUGCUAAGGAACUUCGGGAGCUGGAUGAGAUGAAGAGAGAAUGUUAUGAAUGGAUCACCACAUGUUCUCACCUCCUUUCUGGGAUCAGAGGCAGAAAAAUAAAGUUACUGACAAAGGAAGAAAAAGAACACCUAUUUGGAGAAGAGGAUUUUAUAAAAGAAUUAAUUGAACCUGACAUAGACAGGCCUUCUAGAGAGGAGGAAGAAGAAAGUAUGGAGGAUAAUUUUAAGAUGCAAAGGGAAGAAGAGGAGAAGCCUUCAACAUCCAAGGAGGAGGAAAAACUCAUUAGAAUAAUUGAAAAAGAUGAAAAUAUUCAUUCCAAACCUCUAUUUGAAGCAAAUAUAUUCUCUUCCUGGAGAGAAUCAGCGAAUCGAGGUACAUUGGCCCCAAAGUAUCUUGAAGCAAUGGCUAUCAUUGAACGCACACAGGAGAAGUUAUUAGAGGUUGAAAGCAGAGCCAGACAAGCAGAGGAGAAGUUUGAGGAUGUAAAUGAGAAACUUCAUUAUACCCUUAUAAGAAAUAAAGAACUGGAGAGAGAAUUAGAGGCUAUUUUGAUGAGGUCUAGAGAGAAGGAGUUUGAAGGAAGAGAAGAAGAAAAUGAAGGAGAAAGAGAAGAUGGAGAAGAUGAAGAAGAUGACAAUAAUGAAGAAAUCAGACCAGUAGAACAUUCUCCAAAAUCUCUAAAGAAAGAGGUACAGCGCAAGGAAGGUCCUCUCAACCCUAAACCCAGACCCCGGACUAAAUCCAAGACCAAGUCCAAGUAGCAUCCUUAGGGUGCUGGGCUUCAGCAGGGCUCCCCUCACUGAUCUCUGUGUGCUACUUAGCUGACCCUGUGGCUCAACUGGAGGGGCUCCCUGUGCAACAGCUACUAGAAAAGUCAUGACAUACAACCCAAGAAUAUUUUCUCUUUAAAAGUCACAGUGAAAGCUGUAGGGAGUAAGUGCAUUAGUUUAUCUCCCGGAUUAAAAAUAGCUUGUAAAGUUUGCUGGCCUCUUCAAAUGAUUUCCUAACAGAGGUCUGUGAAAAGUGUUAGUUCCUGUCAAGCAAAUAAUGUUUUUUGAAAACUCUGAACUCUGCAAAGAGUGGCAAAUACAAAGCAUUAUUUUUUCAAUUUAAAAGAGAGGAGCCUGAUGAUGCUCUUGGGUUUUGGCAGCAUUUUCAGAUUUCUUAUGAUUUCAGGCAUUUUUAUGAUUUAUUUGAUUUUCACAAUAACCCUACAAAGUAGGUGGGGGAGAUGCUGUUAUUAUCCCAUUUCUCAGAAGAUUAAACUGAGGCCCCCCCAAAUGGUUAUAAGACUCCCCAAGGUCACAGAACUGAUGGGUGUCAGAGGCCCCUGCUUACUGGACCUGUGUCUGGAUGUUUGACAGUAGUGAUGGGCCACCAGGCCACUGCUCAGAUGGUUUCCUUCACAGGGAAAGAAUGGAAGAUUGUACUGAAAUUUAGGAAUGCUGCUGAAGAUUCACCCAGAAUCGCCAUUUUUUUGCUUUGAUCGCCUCACUUGUCUGCUCUGUUCAUGACCCCGGAUCCAUUGAGGCACUAGAGAUGGACUAACCUGCAAAAAUAAGUUGCGAGUGACAAAUGGACAUUUGGAGCAAGCACUCGGCAAGGACCCCCUCCUACCUUACUGCUCCCGGCACACCUGCAUUUGCUCUGAUCUCUGGCUCCAAAUACCUAUGCACCUGCUUUGGCUCACAUAUUUGCUGUUCCUUUGGAUUUAUCUCCAAAUUUUAGACCCUUGCCUGUUCCCUAAGCCUCAGAAACCCUGUGACUCAGAGUCCUCAGUCUUUUUCAGCCCAGUCCCUGGCCAGGCCUGCCUCUGCCAUCAUCAAAGUAGGUAUAAGAUGGGUUUCAAAAAUGCUUAGGGUCUGUCCGCCUGAGCCCACUGGAUGACUCUUGAAGUCUGAGCAAAGAAACCUGACUUCAGACAGUUGGCUGUGCUUGUGGCCCAGCUGACAGCCAGAGCUGCCGCUCUUGACCCCUGCUUACAGUUCUUGCUUGCUGGGGCAUAGCCAGCCCUACCCUUUCCCAAAGAGAUUCUUAGGUGAUCCUAGAAAAUUUGGAGGCUUUUUGGUGGGAUUUCCGAAUGCUGCUUUUUUUUUUUUUUUUUUAAGAUUUUAUUUAUUUGUCAGAGAGAGCACAAGCAGGGGGAGCGCCAGGCUCCCCACAGAGCAGGGAGCCCGAUGCGGGACUCGAUCUCAGGACCCUGGGAUCAUGACCUGAGCCGAAGGCAGACGCUUAACCAACUGAGCCACCCAGGUGUCCCUCCAAAUACUUCUUAAUUGAUUUCCCACUUUGCAGGAAUGAGUGGUCAUUUCCAUACAAAUCAGCAGCCCCUCUCCCUGAACAUGAGAACCUUGCCCCUCAGAACGUGGCAGCUCCAUUGGGUGGAUGGCUCAGUCUCUAAAGGCCAGAGUUAAGCCUGCUGCCACUACAAUUAGGAUGAGAUGUUUGGCACCUAGUUAGGUGGUUUGGUUGUGAGUCAGAGAAACCCACUCUUGCAAACACACAUAGAAGGCUAAUUUAUUGAAAGCGUGUUGGGGAGCUCAGGGGGCUGAAGGGAAGUCUUUUUUUUUUUUUUGAGAGAGAGAAAGAGCACAAGCAGGGGGAGCGGCAGGCAGAGGGAAAGGGAGAAGCAGACUCCCUGCUGAGCGAGGAGUCCGACGUGGGGCUUGAUCUCAGGACCCUGGGAUCAUGACCUGGGCCGAAGGCAGCCGCUUAACCGACAGAGCCACCCAGGCGUCCCACACACCUUAGUUUUGGAUUGUACUGUCCAACUUGUCCUCCACACAUCAUUUCAAGAUCAGUAACUAGCUAGAAGGUAGCUCCUGGUGUCAAGAGGAGACUUCUGCUGCUGGGAACUUGCAGACAGCACGAUCAGCUCACCUUGCUAGUCUCAACAGAGUUUCCCUUGACCAUUCACAGUUUCAUACAACUUAGUCCUGAUAUUUCCCACCCAUCAAACACUCCCAUCCCAAUGGUCAGUUAAUAGUUGAAGAUAUCACAGGCUGCUUGAGCAGAGCUGGAAGGUGCCCUCUGGCAAGCUAGUGAGAAAUUUAAAUGUUGACUGAGCCAGACAGCAGAGGAGACCAACGAAUGGGUGAUACCAUAACUCCCCACACCUGUAGGUAAAUCUGCCUUUGACAAAAGGAGCCAUGCUACAAGGAAUUCUUAAGGGUCUUAAAAGCCAUUAUUAUUAUUACCCUGGCAUUCACUCCUAAUUGGUCCUUUAAAUGGGCUGGAUCAUCAAUGACCAUGCCCUGGCUGGUCCACAAAAGCAAACCGCAAACCCCAUCUAUUAGAUAUUCUAGGAAAUCACCCAGGAAUUUUCCCCAACUCUCAUCCUAUCUAUUACUGCCUCCUCAGUGCUUGCUUUCCUCUCUCUGGUACCCUACUUUUGGCAGAUUUAGGUAUCUGCUUUUGGCUUACUUGGAUUUGGCAGCCUUUUGGAUUCCAUAUUUUGUAUUUUGGCACUUCUGGUUUAAAGCUUUGCCUGCUCCUUUGGCUUCAGAAUCUCCCAUUGCCUCCAGCCGAGACUAAUCAACCUAUGGCUCUCAGCACUGCCACUCCCCCACAACCAAGUAUGGUCCUUGGGAGUAGGGAGGGAAACUUCUUUUGAGAAGAUAUGGAAAUAUUUUUCAGAAAUGGAUGAAAUAGCCUUUUGAAACAAAAUUCAAAGUUAUCAUCUCAGUACAUAGUAACCAUAUAAGCUGAUUGCUAAAAUAAUAAACGAAUUGGGCAUGAUUGUAUGAAUAUGUGGGUUUUGAAAUCAUCUAGCAGUUCUGCAUAAUCUUGGGAAGAUGCAUUGCUUGGCCAAUACCCUCAGGUUUGAAGGCUUGGGCUAGAGUGUGUGGCUUUCCCAGCUGUGGAUGGAGGUGAGAAGGAGGCUUAGAGGUGUAGGACAGAGAUGGCCCUAGGAUGGCAUCAUUAUAUACUGCUGUAUUAGCAUGUGCCACUAGGGAGUUUUUGGUCUUUUUUUGUUGGAAAACAGGAGGAAAGGCAGAGAGGGCAGAAGUGUGGAAGUGAUCGAGAGGCAAAGCAUCCUUGAUCAUGGGCCCUGUUUCUGUUACUUAAACAUAGUGGGGAACCAGCCCAUCCCCAACAGACACAAUGCUAUAAAAGUUUCUAGGUCCAUUCUUAGGAGAUCAGAAUACAUUUUCUCUCUUGAAAUAAUGCGCUGUAGGGUUUUAUGGGUUAACAUUCAUAAACAAAAACCCUUUACAGGUGUGUUUAUGUAAAAUGUUUAAAGUUCUCACUUAGGGAUACCACUAUUUCCUUCUGUACUACCAACAUGGAACUUCCUAUUAUAAGUAGCAUUUUACUAACAUACACGAUAUUAGUAAUAUUUUGGGGAUGUUAGUAAGAUUUUAUAAUAUUAUUGAUUUUUUUAAGUCUAUAGAGGAUUUGCUGUAUACCUCAGGAUGCUUUCUUAUUUGGCUAAUUUUUUUCUAUAGGUACAUUUUUUUUUUUAAAGAUUUUAUUUAUUCAUUUGAGACACAGAGAUAGAGAGAGAGAGAGCACGAGCAGGGAGAGAGGCAGAGGGAGAAGCAGGCUCCCCACUGAGCCAGGAGCCCGAUGUGGGGCUCGAUCCCAGGACCCCGGGAUCAUGACCCGAGCCGAAGGCAGACGCCCAACCAUCUGAGCCACCCAGGUGCCCCUAUAGAUACAUAUUUCUAAUUGAGUAAGACAAGUUAAUGGAAAGUAAGACUUAUAAGAAUCUAUUUAUAUUAAAGAAUAUCUGUACUAGAAAAGAAUGCUUCAGGACAUGUAUAGGUCACAUAAUGUCAU